This is a messenger RNA of Dictyostelium purpureum, 1880 nucleotides long. RefSeq lists its product as uncharacterized. Lineage: Eukaryota; Evosea; Eumycetozoa; Dictyosteliales; Dictyosteliaceae. The record is from RefSeq and is a predicted model, not a curated record. Bases 1 to 1794 code for a protein of 597 amino acids. The transcript has a single exon.
AUGGAAAUUAUUAAUAACAAAUUUGAAGAUUUAAAUCAAAACAUUAUUGGGAAUAAAAGAUGUAGAGAUAGUAGCAGUGGUGCCAGCAGUGUUAAUAAUAAUAAUUAUAAUAAUAAUAGUUUUAAUAAUCUAAACUCAUUUAAUAAUAACAAUAGUAAUUUAAGAAAUAAAAAUAACAAAAAUAAAUUAAAGAAUCAACAAUUAAAAAAACCACAAAAAAAUCAACAAAAUAACAUUAAAGUCAAUUCUAUAGAGUUACCAAUAUAUCUUCAAAAAUAUAUAAUAAAACUAUUAAUAAAUGAAAUUAAUAGAAAAGAUAAAAACCAUGACUAUUAUAAAAUGAUUCCAUGUGAAAAAAGAUUCAAAUGUAAAAUUCUAUCUAUUGCAAUGGUGAAUUGGGAUUGGUUUAAAACAGUUUCAAACAAUCUUUAUUGUGCAAACGACAAUUUCAAUUAUAAAACAAAAUCAAACCAAUCAUUUUCGUUGAUGAGCAACUAUCAACUCUACAGCCACCCAUCAACAGAAAUGUCUAAUAAAAACAAUAACAAGUUUUCAUUAAUCAAGGAAGAGAAUAUAAAGGUAUUACGAUUAACUCAGGUGUAUUGCAAAGAAUAUUGUAGAGAAAUUAAUGAAAAAAUAAAGAAAUUUGCAAAUUUAAAAAAAAUCAUUCUUUCUAGUACUUUUACAAGUGCAGAUGAUUGGUAUUUAUUCACAGAGCAUAUAGAUUUGGGCAACUAUAAAAUAGAUAUAAACUGUGACAUUCACGAUAUAUAUGAACAUGACGCUCCUUUUUUAACACCUCCAUGCAAGUUAAAUGUUUCUCUAUUAAACAUUUGGUCCGAUUUUGAUGAAGAGUGCGAACUUGUAGCUUUAGAAUAUAUCAAAUAUUUUAGACCAAAGAAAUUACUUUUAUUCCCAACAAGCAAUAUAAUUCAAUUUUCAAAAGGCUAUGAAUUAUUUAUUAAUAAUCAAUUAAAUAACAAUAGAACUAAUAUAACCUCAACUACCACUACUACAACCACUACAAACAAUAAUGGUAAUGGCAAUAGCAAUAAUAACAAUAUAUUAUCUUUUAAAGAAUUAAAUUACUAUGAACCAAUAACAGUUGAAGAGCUAUAUUAUUUAAUGAAAUCAUCACCAAAUAUUAAAAAUUUAUCAUUCCAAAUAUGUUAUGACACAUUAAUAUAUUAUCUCAGUGAAAAAAGAACAAAACCAUGUGUAUGCAAUACACCAAUAUCAGUUCAUACCGGAGAUGAUUCAACAUUUUAUCAACAUUGGCAAUUUAUCCAUAGUAGUAUUUUAAAUCAUAAGCAUUUAACCUCAUUGUCUAUCACCCAUAGAUGUCCAGAAAGUUAUGAACUUAAUCAAUUCUAUACUGGAAACUAUCAAAACGAAAAAACAUUCCCUAUUCAGUUUAUUGAAAAUUUUGGUUCAAUGAUUUUAUUUAACAAAUCACUAAAAAGUUUAAAACUAAGUGGAAUUCAUGUACCAUCAAUAUUCGAAUAUAUUAUCAAGGGUUCAAUAACUUCAAAUUUAAAUGACUACACUGAUCAACAUCUAUCAGUUUCAAAUAAAACUCAAGGUAAUAAAAGAAUUCUAAAGUUUAAAUCAGAAUUUAUAAACACCUUAAAGAAUGAAAAGGAAUAUAUAGAAUCUAUUGACAAUCUAUUAAAAGAAAAUCCACCAAUUACCAAAUUUUAUUUACAUGAAAUUAAUUAUGUAGGUGACUAUUUAAAAAAGAAUUAUUUAACUUUUAAAUGUAUAUACAAAUCUUUAAAAAAAAAUAUUAAAUAAUAAAUAAAAACCAGCAAACAAAAAACAAACAAACAAACAAAUAAAUAAAAUGAAAGAAAACAAUAAAUAGAAUUUAUUUAUUUGUU